GCGAGGCCGGCCAGCCCGCACCUCGCCGUUUGACAGAUGCUCAGCGCCAUGGAGUUGCCGCAGCAGCACCUUUGGGGGCUCCGGCGGGCGAGCGGAGCCGGGAUCUGAGCGAGCGCUGGGCGCCAGCCGAGCCGGAGUCGCCGGGACAUGGUUACAGAUUUGAUUGCUUCUGAACACCUCACCUUGACUUCAUCCCUGGGACUCUGAACCCAGCAGUUGGACCACUUUCUUUCUUGGAAUUUUGGGUGUCCUCUCUUCGUACCUUCCCCUUCCCCCCCCUCCCUUCCCCAUUCCUGAGGACUCCUGAAGACUGUGAGAUUGCCAUGGAGUCCAGGGAAAUGUUGAACAGCUCUCGGCAAAGGGGGGGCGAGUCGGAAUUCCUGCCCGUGUCCUCAGCCAAGCCCCCGACCACCCCGGGCUGUGCAGAACCUUUGCUCUCUGCUCCUGGAACUGGUAAGGGGAUCCCUGUGGGCGGAGAGCGCAUGGAGCCGGAGGAGGAGGAUGAACUGGGCUCAGGGCGGGAUGUCGAUUCCAACUCCAACGCGGACAGUGAAAAAUGGGUGACGGGUGAUGGCCUGGAAGAACAGGAGUUUUCUAUCAAGGAGGCAAACUUCACAGAAGGGAGUUUGAAGCUGAAGAUUCAGACCACCAAGCGGGCUAAGAAACCCCCGAAAAAUCUGGAGAACUAUAUAUGCCCCCCGGAGAUCAAGAUCACCAUCAAGCAGUCUGGGGACCAGAAGGUGUCUCGUGCUGGGAAAAAUAGCAAAGCCACAAAGGACGAGGAAAGAAGCCACUCCAAAAAGAAGCUCCUCACAGCCAGUGACCUUGCAGCAAGCGACCUCAAAGGAUUUCAGCCACAGGCUUAUGAGCGACCACAGAAGCACUCCGCUCUUCACUAUGACCCGGGAGUCCCACAGGACUUCACCGGUGACACCUUAAAACCAAAGCACCAGCAAAAAAGCAGCAGCCAGAACCACAUGGACUGGUCCACCAGCUCUGACAGUGGACCCACCACUCAGAAUUGCUUCAUCAGUCCAGAGUCUGGCAGAGAAACUGCAAGCACCAGCAAGAUGGCAGCUCUAGAGCCCGUGGCUUCCUUUUCCAAGGCCCAGUGUAAGAAAGGCAGUGCAGGGAGCACGUGGAGCCAGUUGUCCAACAGUAGCAAAGAGCUACUCUUGGGAGGUGUGGUGCCAUCCCCAAGCAACCACAGCUCACCAGCACCCCCCAACAGCUCCACAGAGUGCAAUGGGCUUCAGACCUUGGUCGAUCAAGAUGCUGGGGGUCCCAAGGAACCCCCUGAACCACCGACUAUAAGUACUAUAAGCAGCAAGAAGAAGUCCAGUAAGAAAGAUGUGAUAAGUCAGACCAUACCAAACGCAGACCUGGAAUGGGUCAAAAACGCCCAGAAAACAUUUGACAAUACUGAAGGGAAGAGGGAAGGGUACUCUGCUGAUAAUGGCCGGGAGGCGUCCCCAGCCAGGCCGAAUGUGAGUUCCAUUGGUAAUCCUGAGAAUGACUCCAGUCACGUCCGGAUCACCAUCCCUAUUAAGGCACCGUGUCUGGAUCCAACCAGCCAUAAGAGGAAAAAGAGACAGUCCAUCAAAGCGGUGGUGGAAAAGAUCAUGCCAGAGAAAGCCCUGGCCUCUGGAAUCGCCAUGAGCAGCGACGUAGUUAGCCGGAUACUUGCCAGUUCCGAAGGAAGUAAGAAGGACCCCCGUGUCCCAAAGCUGGGCAAAAUGAUUGAGAGUGAGUCCCCCUCCAUCAGCCUGGAGACGGGUGGAAAUGCUGAGAAAAUGAUCUCAGGCGUCGUGUCUAAGCAGCGAAAGCCACCCCUGGUCAUGGCCGCAUCCACGUGCACAGACCAUUCGCCAUCAAGAAAGUUGCCUGACAUCCAGCAUCCAAAGUUUGCCGCCAAACGGAGGUGGACAUGCAGCAAACCCAAGGCCACUAGUAUGCUCCGGGAGGCGGUGAUGGCCACCUCAGACAAACUGAUGGUGGAACCGCCAUCCGCCUACCCCAUUACCCCCUCCAGCCCUCUGUACACGAACACAGACAGUCUUACUGUGAUCACGCCAGUCAAAAAGAAACGGGGACGACCAAAGAAGCAGCCUCUGCUCACCGUGGAGACCAUUCAUGAGGGCACAUCCACCAGUCCGGUCAGCCCCAUCAGCCGGGAGUUCCCCGGCACCAAGAAGAGAAAGAGACGACGGAGUUUAGCCAAGUUGGCCCAGCUGGUGCCGGGAGAGGACAAACCCAUGAGCGAGAUGAAGUUCCACAAGAAAGUUGGGAAACUCGGAGUAUUGGAUAAGAAGACCAUCAAGACGAUCAACAAGAUGAAAACCCUCAAGAGGAAAAAUAUCUUGAACCAGAUCUUAUCCUGCUCCAGCAGUGUGGCUCUGAAGGCCAAAGCGCCCCCAGAGACCAGCCCUGCGGCGGCCACCAUCGAGAGCAAGCUGGGCAAGCAGAUCAACGUCAGCAAGAGAGGAACCAUCUACAUUGGCAAGAAGAGGGGCCGGAAGCCGAGAGCGGAGCUGCCCACCCCAUCCGAAGAACCCAAAACAGCCAUCAAGCACCCAAGGCCUGUUUCUAGCCAGCCGGACGUUCCAGCCGUGCCUUCCAACUUUCAGUCACUUGUGGCAUCUUCACCAGCAGCUAUGCACCCACUUUCCACGCAGUUGGGUGGGUCCAAUGGCAACCUGAGCCCCGCCAGCACUGAAACGAGUUUUUCAGAGUUGAAAACGAUGCCAAAUCUUCAGCCCAUCAGUGCUCUUCCCACGAAAACCCAGAAGGGGAUACACAGCGGAACCUGGAAGCUGUCUCCACCCAGACUGAUGGCCAACUCUCCCUCCCACCUCUGCGAGAUUGGCUCCCUCAAGGAAAUCACGCUGUCCCCCGUGAGUGAGUCGCACAGUGAGGAGACCAUCCCCAGCGACAGCGGCAUCGGGACUGACAACAACAGCACAUCGGACCAAGCAGAGAAGAGCUCCGAGUCCCGCCGGAGGUAUUCAUUCGAUUUCUGCUCCCUAGACAACCCCGAGGCCAUCGCGUCCGACACCAGCACCAAGAACCGGCAUGGCCACCGGCAGAAGCAUCUCAUUGUGGACAACUUUCUGGCCCACGAGAGCCUCAAGAAGCCAAAGCACAAGAGGAAGCGGAAAGGCCUGCAAAACCGGGAUGACCUCCAGUUUCUGGCAGACCUGGAGGAGCUCAUCACCAAGUUCCAGGUGUUCAGGAUCUCCCACCGGAGUUACACGUUUUACCACGAGAAUCCAUAUCCCAGCAUUUUCCGGAUUAACUUGGAUCACUACUACCCGGUGCCAUAUAUCCAGUACGACCCGUUGCUCUAUCUUCGGAGAACUUCAGAGUUGAAGUCCAAGAAGAAGCGUGGGAGGCCUGCGAAAACCAAUGACACCAUGACAAAGGUGCCUUUUUUACAAGGGUUCAGCUACCCUAUUCCCAGCGGAAGUUACUAUGCACCCUAUGGAAUGCCUUACACAUCAAUGCCUAUGAUGAACCUUGGUUAUUACAGUCAGUACCCCGCUCCUCUGUACCUGUCACACACACUCGGGGCGGCUUCCCCCUUCCUACGGCCCACCGUGCCCCCACCUCAGUUCCACACAAGCUCCCACGUGAAGCUGGCCGGUACCGCCAAGCAUAAAGCCAAGCAUGGGGUCCACCUGCAGGGGCCCGUGGGCAUGGGCCUCGGGGACAUGCAGCCGUCCCUGAAUCCUCCCAAGGUGGGCAGCGCAGGGCUCUCCGGCGGCCGGCUCCACAAGAGGAAACACAAACACAAGCAUAAGCACAAGGAAGACCGGCUCCUGGGCCCACACGACAACCUGAGUGGUCUGUUUGCAGGCAAAGCCACGAGCUUCUCCAGCCACCUCCUGAGCGAGCGACUGGGCGGCGCAGACAAAGACCUGCCCUUGGUCGGGGAGAAGGCCAAGCAUAAGGAGAAGCAGAAGCACCAGCACAGCGAAGCCGGCCACAAAGCGUCCAAGAGCAAUUUCGAGGUGGACACCCUGUCCACGCUGUCGCUGUCCGAUGCCCAGCACUGGACGCCGGCCAAGGACAAAGGGGACUUGAGCAGUGAGCCCGUGGAGACGUGCGCCAAGCGGUACUCUGGCAGCGCAGGCGACGGCAGCAGCUCAAGACCGGAGAGCCUGGAUGUGUUCAGCGAGCUGAACCCUUCGCCUGACAAGUGGGACAGUGACCUGAGUGGGAGUAAGAGGAGGAGUUACGAAGGCUUUGGGACAUACAGGGAAAAGGACAUCCAGGCCUUCAAGAUGAACCGCAAGGAGAGAAGUUCUUACGACUCCUCCCUUUCUCCAGGAAUGCCAAGUCCCCACUUAAAAGUGGACCAGACGGUGUCACAUGGUAAGAGCGAGGGCUCAUCAUCCACCAUGAUGACCAGGAAGAAGCCAGCUGCAGUGGACAGUGUUGCUCUCCCACCAACCCCAGUGUUAUCCCUGCUGGCUGCUUCUGCGGCAACACCGGAUGCAGCCAGCUCCUCCCUGAAGAAGCGAUUCAAGCGGCGGGAGAUCGAAGCCAUCCAGUGCGAGGUGCGGAAGAUGUGCCACUACACCAAGAUUCUGUCCACCAAGAAGAACCUGGACCACGUGAACAAGAUCCUGAAGGCCAAGCGGCUGCAGAGACAAUCCAAGACCGGCAACAACUUCGUCAAGAAGCGGCGAGGGCGGCCCCGGAAGCAGCCCAGCCAGUUCGACGAGGACUCCAGAGACCAGAUGCCGGUGCUCGAGAAAUGCAUCGACCUGCCCAGCAAGAGAGGCCAGAAGCCCAGCCUGAGCCCGCUGGUGCUGGAGGCCGCCGCCAGCCAGGACGCCGUCAUGGCCACCAUCGAGGCCGUGAUCCACAUGGCCCGGGAGGCCCCGCCCCUUCCGCCGCCGCCCCCGCCCCUUCCGCCGCCGCCGCCGCCGCCGCCCCCGCCGCCGCCGCCGCCGCUGCCCAAGACCCCUAGGGGUGGCAAGAGGAAACACAAGCCCCAGCCGCGGCCGCCGCCGCCCCCUCCCCCGCCGCCGCCGCCGCAGCAGCCACAGCAGCCGCAGCAGCAGCCCUCCCCGCAGCAGCCCCUUCCCCAGGAAGAGGAGGUCAAGGCCAAAAGGCAGAGGAAGGCCCGGGGGAGCGAGAGCGAUGGCCUUCCCUAGGGGGGGCACGAGGGUCGCGGCGUCUGAACUGGGGACGGCGGGCAGCGGACCCCGGGAACUGCAGAGAGUCGUCGGGGUGCGGCCGGGCACGUCGCGAGCUCCGGCCAGAGCAGAGGCAGGGGACACCUUCCAGAGAAGCGGCUCUGUGCUGGUUUGGGUUUUUUUGUAUUUUUUUAACACUCCUCCCCCCCGCCCCCCCAACACACACACGCCCCCCACCCCCCGACGGCAGUUCCCCAGCCAAGUGGCGCUUGCAUAGGGCUGAUCCAGAUCCCGGAUGGGCCAGAGACCCCUCACGGAGGUCGGGGAGGAGGGGGCACCGGCUGGCCCUGACCUCCCGCCGUGCCCAGGCGCGCCCUGGAUGUCUCUGCAUUUGCUGGCCAGGAAAGUCAAGGGAAACUCCCUCCAUGGGAAAACAUUCCAAGGGGAGCGGGGGAAAAAAGCUGCAACUCGUGCCACUGGCUUUGUUGUCAUCCACUUCCAUUGAUUUGGGUUUUUGUUUGUUUUGUCUCUUUGGGGGGCUUUUGGGCUCCGCUGGGCUUUCGGGCGCCAAUAUCAUCUUCAGGUGACCUGAAUCUUUCCGUUAACAAUACUGUCUCAGAUGGAACCGUUUCAACAGAAGGUGGAAUUCUAGUGCUAGGCAACCUUAGACAAAUCAUAGUCUUCUGUACGCCCUCUCCCACAUGCUGUGAUACUUAGCCUCAUCGGUUCUUUUUUCCCCAUUGUACUUCCACUUCCCUUUUCAUUAACUUCCUUGCUGCCUCCUUUUCCUUGGCACACCCCCUAAAUAACGGAAACCUUAACUUUGUCGUAACGUUCACCCUUAGCAUGCCGUGAAUCCCAAUCAUCAUGUGGAACAGAUACUCAUUAAUGAUAGAGCCUUCCUACUAAGCGAUUUAGAGCAGCCGAGGGCUUGCUGGCCCAGGUGUCAACCAGGUUAUUUUUUAUACUUAAAACAUAUCGACAGAGAAUAGGCAGAAUAAGAUGGUUUUCAUACCUGCACAGCAAAUGGAAUAACUGACAAAUCACCCAGGACUGAAAUUUCAGAGCCAACCCAAAAGAUAAGUGUCUAACAAUGCCUUGGUAUGUGACUUUUUAAAACAAUACAAAUAAUUAUCAUAGGUUAUUGGUAAACAGGAAACACGAAAACAAUAGAAUUUCAUUAUCCCUUGAUAAUUAUUUCUUAAAAGCAAAUGGGAGUAAGUGUUCUUAUCUGGAGAAAAAUAAAAGAAAGAAAAUGCUCAAAGGGUAUCACCACUCCAAUUAUAUAUCAAGCCACCUUGGACGAAGUAUCCAAACUGUGGUUGCCUUAAUAAACAAACAUUUUUUGUACAUAAUGUAAUUAUAAAUCUAUCAGUCUGCAUGGAUGCAAACUGUGUGUGACAAAUCGUCUUUUAAAUGGUCAAUUUCAGCUGUACGUUUCAUCCAAGUUGUACUCUAACCAUUGGUUUAGCGUGGACAGAUAUUCCAUCUUUAUUAUCCAUUUCCACAGCCCAAGUAAAACAUGUUAAGAAGACUCACAAUGAAUAUGAAGUUAUUCCAUUGCCGUAGAUGUAUUCUAAAAGUCUGGUGUGGAAAUUUCAAAUAAGUAUUUUCAAUUCCCCCCACCCCCUCCUCCCCUUAUCUUCCCCAAGACAUCAAACACCUGGUAUGGUAGAUUUUAAAAAGAGAGACACCGAGAGACUAAUGGGAAUUUGAAUAUCUGGUUUACCUCCAAAUUAGGUGGUAUUUCAGGAAGUUGGGAUGGGCUAGAAAUUAUCACUUCAAAACACAUAAUUUCCUAAGUGAGAGGUGAAUUUUUGUCAGGAACAUGAGAAUAUGGGAUGAGGUGUCUAUGAGACUAAAUUUGAAAAUUCCAAGUUGAUAGGCUCGCAAUUAUCACAGCUCUGUCAUGUACCAACAGUUGCUUAAAAUUGCCUCAGAGUCCAGUUACUUUGCAUUGUCACCUUGGACUUGACAUUGUUUGCUGCCCAGUAGAUCAGUCACAUUUCAUCCUAGCAAUGUGGAAGUGUAAAGAAAUGCACUCUCCUGUUCUUUAAAACUUAUGUUGCAGAUACUCAGUGUGUGGCUUAGGUUCACCUUUGGCAUUUCACACAGGUUGAAAUACAAAAUCAGAGCAGCCACUUUCAAUUUGUCAUUCGUAAGCCAUGUCAGAGGGGUUCCAAAGUCACCCAAAAGGAAGGUUUCAAUUAGCCCCACUAACCCUGCCAUUCCAAGGAAAAAGCAACCAUUUUCAUUCCAAUUAAGCCAUAAGGUUUCUCUCCUGGUGGAUUUUCAAAGUCAUUUUCUUCAUUCUUUUUUUUUCCCUCUUGCUUCUGAUGUGAUAGUGUUUCUCCCACCGUCUGACAGCAGAUGUGAAGUCCUCCUGCAGAGGAGAAUGAGCAGGCUCUGCUCAAUGUAAGCAUCUUUGGAAAGGGACCCAACCCUGAAAGGGCCCUAACCUCUAGGAGGUGACAAUUUGCCAAUUAGGAAGCCUUCCAAACAAUGCAAGAUAUGCCAGAAAGAUUCAUCAGAGGUGCACACUUAAUCAUGAAUCCAGUCCUCCAGUUUUCAAGUGAAAUGCAAAUCCUCGACUUUGGCACCCUAAGAAUAGAUUAAAACUUACAGAAAACGAAACUGAAACAUGCUGAACAGCUGUUUAGAGGUGGAAGUAAGCCCUUUUGAUCAUCUACCUACCCAGCCUCCUCACCACCACCCACUCCUCCCUUAGUAUCGCAUUACUUUUUCAUUUUCUUCUUUUGCUCUUUCGCUCUUGAUCUCCAUUAACCUAACUCAACCACAUUGAGCGACUCGCAUUAUUUUCUAACCAACCUCAUUUUACUGGCCUCUCGUUUUUAAUCGAUGCUCAGAGUCAGCCCCCACUACUUAGUUCCUUGGUUGCAGAACCAGGAUGAGGACCCAGCUCUCCAAACUCCAGUGAUCUCUCCUCACCCAAAACUGCUUUCUGUGGCUGCCUUUCUUGUUGUGGGUGUCAUUUGGAAUGUUCCAAAAUCCAUAAACAGUUAUGCAAAAUAUUUCAUGAUAAGAACCCCCUUGGUUUUCUUUGCCUUCUUCUGGAAUAUUUGCCUUCCGUGAGCAGCAGGCAUGAACCCUCAGAGUCUGAUUAGGUUUGAGCAAAAGGAGAUGAAGGUAGAAAGACCUCCUUGAAGGUAGUGAUGGGACUCUGGAUCCUUGGCCUAAGUGUCAAAGGUACCAUUUGCUUUUCAGCCUCUGGUCUUAAAUGAAGAACAGAAGUUGCACUUCUAUCUGCCUGCUCUGGAUACAACGCAAGGUGGGGGAUGGGAGGGAAAAAUAGAAGAGAGACUGGUCUGUGAUUUGGCAGGACACAGAUCAACAACCACUGACUAAGUGACUAAGGGUUAACAGAAAAUUAUUGUGUUAAUUUGGCUGCGAUCUAGGGUGGGAGGCCAUGUUUGAUGUCAGUCAGAAAGUGUGCUCUGUGCAUUGCUGGGUCUAUAAAUAGGAUAGCAAGUGGUGACAGAAUAACAGUGUAAGGUGAUGUGACAUACUACAUGUAGAUCAAAAGGAUUUGGUUUUAGGACUUAAGGAGAAAAUCUCACUCUUACAGCUUAUUAUCCAAUAAGAUUCUGAUAAUGAGCUUUCGGAGAAUAUUUUUUUUUCCUUACCCCUAGGAAGAUUUACCUGGGAACUGUCUAAAAGUCUCUACAUUUCUUUCCGAAGCCUUUAAAUGCCAACUCUAGCAUGGAGAGAAGAGGGGGUGGCAGAAGCCGAAAUGCCUCAAAAGCCAUUUAAGUGUUACACUGCAGGAUUUUCCGUCCUUUUCAUUAUGUAAAAGUAGAUAAAUAUAGACAAUUCUCAACACUACCCUAGAGUAUACAAGGUCCAAAUGCCAGAGCUUACAAAUGAUGUCAUCACAGUGCCUAGAAACUUGAACUGUAAUAUACCGUAGCAUUUUCUUGGUGUUUUUUUAAAAUUUCUCUCCACAAUACAAGGCUCUCCUGCCUCUUAUUUCUUGGAGAGUCCACCCCACUGUUGAGCCUUCCUUCCUUAUUGGACUCAGUCACUUGGGGGACAGUCUUUGAAGCACAUAUCAACCAAGGGAGAAACUUCCUGGAUAAUUGUUGCCUACUUACCCAGGUACCAUAAACACUAAAGGGAGGGGGAGAUUAGAGAGAGCUGCCCCAGUCAACACAGAAGGGUAAUUCCACCUUCGGUUGGUGUCUUUCUUUUUCUUCCUUUUUUUUUAAAAAAAAAUCUAUUUCUUAAAUAAUAAUAAAUGCACAUGAUGUGUUAAAUAUGUAUAUAUCUAUUUCAAAAGAAAGAAAAUGGGGCACAAGAUUGUCUUACAAGUCGUGCUGGCUAAUUUUUAGUUUGUAUUCAUAAGUGGUUUUUAAAAGCCUUUUUUAAAGUGUAAUUUGCAUGUUCUACUUUGAUUGUAUGUAAACAUAUUUUAGAACAAAAAAUGUAUUUGUAUUUUAUUGAAUAUAGAGGCAAGAAAAAAUUGUACAUUGUUUGAAAUGUUCUUUUUGUAACAGUUUUUAUUCAUAAAGCAUUUUUGUACAUUUAAAAUGAACAUGGACUUGCUGUUAUUUGAGGCGUAGAGACAUCUGGCAUGCUUUACUGUCAUGCUCCUCAUGGUCUUAGAUGUUGGGUUUUAAACAUUUUUUCUAAAAGAAAGCUCAGUCUUUUUCGCUACCAGAUCAGGUUAGCACAGUAUAGAGCACUUAACUAUUAAAAAAAAAAGUUAAUCCUAUUCAUAUGUUAUUCAUUGUGUGAAAUUAAAGACAUUCAAUUCAGUCUAACA
This is a messenger RNA of Sorex araneus (European shrew), 9927 nucleotides long. RefSeq names its product SET binding protein 1 (gene SETBP1). Gene Ontology annotation, molecular function: DNA binding. The transcript is spliced from 6 exons. The record is from RefSeq and is a predicted model, not a curated record. Bases 324 to 5162 code for a protein of 1612 amino acids. NCBI's taxonomy places the organism in Eukaryota, Metazoa, Chordata, Mammalia, Eulipotyphla, Soricidae.